AUGUAGAAGUAUUUUUCAGGAAGAGCUCAUGAUCUGAUUUAGGAUAUGUACCAAUAGGAAAAGGGUGGUACUGAAAUUGAGGAUGGUGAUUCACAUACAAUGCCUAUAAAUGAUGCAUACGAAAAUGAUGAUGAGGAUGAUGACGACUUACCAUCUUCUAUAAAUCAACAAAGAAGUUACUCUGCAAGUCUGAGUAAGUAAUAACAAUAACAAUAAUAAAUUGAAGUGGAAGAUUAAGAAUUAGACAAUAAAGGAUAUCAUCGUAAAUAAUGUCCUCCGAGAUAGACUGUUUAGACAGCAGGAUUUGGUUAUAACUCAAAACAUAAAGAAACUGUAUGGAAUGUAGAGAAAUUGAGCGAUUCCUAAAAUUCAUCAGAAGGGCAAGAUCAAGUCAUUCCUCUAUCGUCGCAUCCUUUAUCAACAUCUAAUGAAUUAAUUAAUAAAUACUAAUCAUCAAAGAAACUACUCUCAAGAAGUGGAUCUGUAGAUGAUCCUUCUUACAUUCAUCCAGAAAUUCGAAAUUCUAAAUAGUAAGUGCAUUCAAAAAAUCAAUCCGAUCUUGAUCGUCAUACUGCAACAAGGGAACAACCUCGAAAAAUAACAUAAAGAACUAGAACACAUAAUGAUGACCCAACUGUUAUAACAGAUAAUCUGACAUAAAAUAAUGCAUGUUAGUUAUAGUUAGCUCCAACUAUUACUACUAUUUUCUAAGAUUUUGAUAAAAUGAGCAUCUUUUAGUAUUAUUAGCCUUUCAAUAAUUAUGAUGCAGUAAUAAAAAGAUAUACAAGGGCAUAAAAAUUCUUUGGUAAAAAGAGAUUAUAUCCUGAAAGUUCUCUUUAUUCAUUUUACUUUAUGGCAAUAAAGAAAGGAUUUAAAUUGAGAAAAUUAGGACAAUAAUCUCCCAUUGGAUUACAACGAUUCGCUUGUGGUUUUAAAUUAAUAAAAAGAUAACCAAAAAGAAUGAGAUAGCCUACAUUAGCGGAAUAAAGUGAAAUUUUGUUUUAAAUUAAAUGA
This is a messenger RNA of Paramecium tetraurelia, 1014 nucleotides long. RefSeq lists its product as uncharacterized. The transcript is spliced from 5 exons. The record is from RefSeq and is a predicted model, not a curated record. Lineage: Eukaryota; Ciliophora; Oligohymenophorea; Peniculida; Parameciidae.